CCAUAUUCCAAAGAUGACUGUCGAAACCGAGACCUUUUCUUUCCAGGCUGAGAUCUCUCAGUUGAUGAGCUUGAUCAUCAACACCUUCUACUCUAACAAGGAAAUUUUCUUGCGUGAGUUGAUCUCCAACUCUUCCGAUGCUAUCGACAAGAUCCGUUACCAGUCUUUGACCGACUCAUCCCUCUUGGACUCCGAGAAGGAGCUCUUCGUCCGUAUCACCCCCGACAGAGAGAACAACAUUCUCUCCAUCCGUGAUUCCGGUAUCGGUAUGACCAAGGCUGAUCUCGUCAACAACCUCGGUACUAUUGCCAAGUCUGGUACCAAGGCUUUCAUGGAGGCUCUCUCUUCCGGUGCUGACAUUUCCAUGAUUGGUCAGUUCGGCGUCGGUUUCUACUCUGCCUACCUUGUUGCCGACAAGGUCCAGGUCAUCACCAAGCACAACGAUGAUGAGCAGUACAUCUGGGAGUCUGCUGCCGGUGGUUCCUUCACCAUCACCCGUGAUGAGGUCAACCCCUCCAUUGGUCGCGGUACUGAGAUGCGCCUCUUCAUGAAGGAGGACCAGCUCGAAUACCUCGAGGAGAAGAAGAUUAAGGACAUCGUCAAGAAGCACUCCGAGUUCAUCUCCUACCCCAUCCAGCUCGUCGUCGAGAAGGAAGUCGAGAAGGAGGUCUCCGAUGAUGAAGAGGAGGUCAAGGAAGGCGAGAAGCCCAAGAUUGAGGAAAUCGAAGAUGAGGAUGACAAGAAGGACAAGAAGAAGAAGACCAUCAAGGAGAAGUCCACCGAGACCGAGGAGCUCAACAAGACCAAGCCCCUCUGGACCCGCAACCCCGAGGAUGUCAAGGCUGAUGAGUACUCUCAGUUCUACAAGGCCCUCACCAACGACUGGGAAGACCAUCUUGCCGUCAAGCACUUCUCUGUCGAAGGUCAGCUCGAGUUCCGUGCCAUCCUCUUCAUCCCCAAGCGUGCUCCCUUUGACAUGUUCGAGACCAAGAAGAAGCGUAACAACAUCAAGCUCUACGUCCGUCGUGUCUUCAUCAUGGACGACUGUGAGGACCUCAUCCCCGAGUGGCUCAACUUCGUCAAGGGUGUUGUUGACUCUGAGGAUCUCCCCCUCAACAUCUCCCGUGAGAUGCUCCAGCAGAACAAGAUCCUCAAGGUCAUCCGUAAGAACCUCGUCAAGAAGUGUCUCGAGAUGUUCGCUGAGAUCGCCGAGGACAAGGAGAACUUUGACAAGUUCUACGAGUCCUUCUCCAAGAACCUCAAGUUGGGUAUCCACGAGGACACCCAGAACCGCGGUAAGAUCGCCGAGCUCCUCCGUUACUCCUCUACCAAGUCUGGUGAGGAGUUGACCUCCCUCAAGGACUACGUUACCCGUAUGCCCGAGAAGCAGAAGAACAUCUACUACAUCACUGGCGAGUCCCGCGCUGCCAUUGAGAACUCUCCUUUCCUCGAAGGUUUCAAGAAGAAGAACGUCGAAGUCUUGUUGAUGACCGACCCCAUUGAUGAGUACAGCACUCAGCAAUUGAAGGAGUACGAUGGCAAGACCCUCGUCUGCAUCACCAAGGAAGGUGUUGAGAUCGAAGAGGAUGAGGAGGAGAAGAAGGCCCGUGAAGAGGAGGAGAAGAAGUUCGAGGGUCUCUGCAAGGCUGUCAAGGAGAUCCUUGGCGAGAAGGUCGAGAAGGUCGUCAUCUCCAACAAGUUGACUGACUCUCCCUGUGUCCUCACCACUGGUCAGUUCGGCUGGUCUGCCAACAUGGAGCGUAUCAUGAAGGCCCAGGCUCUCCGUGACUCUUCCAUGUCCUCUUACAUGGCUUCCAAGAAGACCUUUGAGUUGAACCCUGAGCAUGCCAUCAUCAAGAGCCUCGCCACCAAGAUUGCUGCUGACAGCAACGACCGUUCCGUCAAGGAUUUGACCACUCUCCUCUACGAGACCUCUUUGUUGACCUCCGGUUUCUCCCUUGAUGAGCCCAGCUCAUUCGCCAACCGCAUUCACCGCAUGGUUUCCCUCGGUCUCAGCAUCGAUGAGGAGGAGCUCCCUACCCAGAGCAACUCUGAAGUCCCUGCUCUCGAGACCAUCGAGACCUCCAAGAUGGAGGAAGUCGAUUAAAUAUAUAUCAUAAACCACAAACAUCGAUUAUCUUCAUUACCAUUGUAAAGAACUCUAUAAAAAUUCCAACAAGAUUGUAUAGUUUCUAUAGCUAUUUAUCUUUUCCGCCUCUAUCUAUCUCUCUCUAUUUCUCUAUCUCUUUCUGUGUCUAUCUCUUAUUUACUUCAUUUCAGACUGCCCUUUAUUUUAAAUAAAAAAUAGUAUAAAAAAAUAAAAUAAAGAAAACUGGGACAAUCAAUUCAAAACUUGAACUCUUUCAUUGCUUUUUCUAUUCCGCUCUUCCUUCCGCUUAAUUUUUUUCCUUUCUUUAAAUUUCAUUAUAAUUCAUGGAACCUCCUCCUGUAACGAAUGGUCUAGUCAUUGCUGGCUACUUCCCCAACUGAUUUUUGAUUGUCAUAGUAAUUGUUCUUUGUAUUCGCAAAAUAUAAAAUAUAAAUAGGGCAAUAUACGCCCGAAACUUC
This is a messenger RNA of Phycomyces blakesleeanus NRRL 1555(-), 2568 nucleotides long. RefSeq lists its product as hypothetical. The coding region runs from base 14 to 2107 and encodes 697 amino acids. The record is from RefSeq and is a predicted model, not a curated record. NCBI's taxonomy places the organism in Eukaryota, Fungi, Mucoromycota, Mucoromycetes, Mucorales, Phycomycetaceae. Gene Ontology annotation, cellular component: cytosol; plasma membrane; perinuclear region of cytoplasm. Gene Ontology annotation, molecular function: ATP-dependent protein folding chaperone; ATP hydrolysis activity; ATP binding. Gene Ontology annotation, biological process: protein stabilization; cellular response to heat; protein folding. The transcript has 4 exons.